UCAACCGUUAGUGUAAGAACACAUGUGAAUGAGCUGCGCCUCUUAGAAGAUGCUGGUUGUAGACGCGGGGUGUUCCACCCCCGGCAGUGCAUCCCCUUCUCUUCUUGAUUCACCAACUCUUGCGAGGGUGGAACGUGCCCGAUUACGUCAAGAGGGUAGCGGAAGUGCUGGUAGGGUCGGCGUAGGGGGUACUUCACCCCAACACCAUGCAGCCUGCUGCCAGUCGCUGCUGACAGGCAGUGCUGGGGGCCGUGAGAUGCACGCCAUCAAGAAGGGCUUGCUGUGGCAACAGAGAGACCGCAUCUUCUCACGAUGGAAGGAACGCUAUUUCAUCCUUACGCGCGACUACCUACACUGCUUCAAGCGCUCAUCGGGGUCCGGCGCUGAUAAAAUCUCAGAGAUGGGACAGUUCAUCUUCAAGGUAAAGUUGGUGGAUGUGGAGAGGGUGGAAUGGAUCAACAAGAAGAAUUACAGUACUGUAGCUCUUGCCCUAGGAAGGGAUGGCAGGGUUUUGUUAAGGGCUGCUGAUGGGCUCGAAGAUUGGUUUGAGCUGUUGGAAGAAUGUAUGUUGUCAAGUAAAGAGCGACGUCGGGCACUCCGCAGUUCACAUGAUCCCAGCUGGCGUGGAGACACCCAUAAUAUCAAUUCAGUCAACAGUUCUUUAGAGGAGUGGCUUCUUGCAAGAAACAAGAUAGCUGGUCUGCAGCACUUGUCCGACUCUGUGCCUGAUUUGCCGCUUCUCAAGCGCCAGGAUCAGGGGCGACCAGAAUCAAGAAUGCCAGAUGAUGAGGAAGAUGAAGUGGAGGAUGAGCAGUGGCUCCGACGCAGGCCACCAAAUCAUGAGCAACGACUCUCCUUGCUUACAGACAUAGAUAUCAAUGGCUGUGAUAUGCACAUGGAAACUCCACCUCCUUCUGUGCCUGCCACUUUCAGGGGCAGACCCACCAGUUACCGGCUCAACAGUGACGUGUUCUUCAUGUCUGCAGUUCCACCAUCAAGUGAACCAGCAGAUAGAUUGCGCUGUGCAGGAGGCUCAGCAACACCCUCCUUCUGCAGCUCCCGCUCUGUGCUAACACCUGUCGGCUCAUUCCGCAGCACACACCUCUUCAACCCUUCCAAAGUUGCUGCAGAUAGGUAUUCAGUCCUCAGUGAAACCUCGCAGUUAACGAGAUACAGAGAUCGUUCCCACAGUGAUGCUCACAAACUGGACCGCCAUUACUGGAAGACUAGGGCAGAGGUGACACGCCGAACAAGCUACAUGGUCCAUGCGACCCAUGUGUAGAUCCUGGUGGUGACAGAGCUGAGCUUUACACUUUAGAGCCUAAGGAUAGACUCCAGUUAAUUUUCUUGAACAUCAUUAACUGAUUGAUCAUUUUAAUAUAGAUAUUGUAUUUUCUGUGGAAUGAGAAUUAAAUAUUUCAAUGAGCUUCACUUUUGAAGUAUCUGAUAGCUGACCUUUCCAUUGUUCAGCAAAGAAAGGUAUUAUGUUGCUGUACUGUCUAUCAAAGUAUAGUGAGAGGGAUCAUAUGGAAGGGCACAAUACUGUCUUUAAAAUGGAAUAGUCCAGUUCGUUUUGCAUGAUCAUUUGUUUAUAACCUGGGAUCUAUCCUGUUAAAAGAUUGAAACUGGAUUAAUUGUACAAAGAAAGUUCCAUUCCUGUUUCUAGUAGCAGGUAUUCAUGGAACUGAUAAUGUUAUGUGAUUUUUUUCUCUCAAGGGAUAUCACCAAUAUAAUAUUGUUUGUCUACUACUUUUGGAAGUUUCUGAAAAAUAUGGCUUUCAUGCAGUUAGGACCCUAGUUUAUUGAAAUUAUUGAAAGCAGAUGAACAAAUAACAUAACAGUAUUUUACUAAUUUAUCAGUAAUGCAGUUUAAAUGAUUUAUAAUCAUUUGCAUGUAGUUACAAGACUUGCAUGAUCAUAAAGUUAAUCAAAACAUGUCAGUAAUAGCUACAUAGACGUAUUGCUCACAUUCUAAAUAUUAUAUUUAAGCAUUCUGUUCCAUUAAUAUAUCUUUUAUACACAAUAUAAUUCCAUCAAUAAUGCAACUAUUUCUAUCACUCCUUCCUUUAUGACAUGUUUCUGCCUCAGACAGCCAUCAUCAGUAAUUUCAGUUAUGCCAAAACUGUUCCACUAUAUAGAAUGUCCAGCACACAUAACUGCAAUAUUUCAUGAUUUAAAAUACUGGAUAUUAUAAUCGAUAACUUAGCUAACAUUACUUAAAAUAAAAUACACUGUACUUUACGUUAAAUUGAAUUCAUUAAAAUCUGUUAAAUUAUUUUGUACACCUCUACUUGGAACAUCGUUGACUUGUUCAAUGGAUAUAAUUCAGUAUCUCUUUGGAUUCUUGUACUGUAGCAGCCUGGAUGUUCACUGUUGUUUUCCAUACGUAAACCCAUUGUUGUGAAGGGAAGGAGUGAUAGAAAUAGUUGUAUCAUUGACGGAAUUAUAUUGUGUAUAAAAGAUAUUCCUAGUAUUCUUCUUAGCCAUUAUUUGAAAAGUUGUAUCAUCAGUGCAUUUCAUGGUACUUCUUGUUUUUAUGAAUGUCUAGUCAUAAUCUGGUGUGCUGUGUUAUAUAAUAAACGAUAAAAAGUAGCACAGUAAUAUGAAAAAUAUUGUAUUCAUUACUAAUAUAUACCUGAAAGCAAAUUUUUGUGCAUUUCUUACUCAUGGUUGCAAAAAUGAACCUGUUGGCUUUGCUGUAUCUGUCUGUCCUUCCAUCUUUACAUAACAACUUGGGUACCAUUGAAAGGAUUCAUCAUUACAUUAUCCCUUCAGUAAUUUAGUUGGCACUUUCCAAUUUUUGUUAAAAUUUGACCAUUGCAGGUAGAUCUUUGAGCAAUUCUUCACCCAACUUCAGCAUAACCCACUAUAUAUUCAGUGGAGUGAAAAGCAACUAAUGUAGAGAAAAAUGAAUCUUACAUUCUUUUGCCUAAUACACUUUUUCCAUAAGUCGUAUGGUUUUUAACAUAGUUAGACAAAGGUAGCAAAUGUGACAGAAUUGUAACACUAUGAGUAAGGGAGACUUGGCUAAUCUCACAGCACUACUGAUAAAUGAGUUAAAUACACUGACAGUUUUUAAUAUUUAAAAUGACACCAUACACAACUUCCAGAAGAUGAAGACAUUAUUAUACUAGGUUAUGUAUCAAAUAAGUUUUACAUAGUGUGUAUGUUGGAUAUAAAUGUUAUUCUGCAGUACAGGUAAUUUCACACUAGCCAUGGCAAUUCCACAACAGGUUCAUUCAAGUCAAAUAUGCUGUAGUUAUUUUCAAUAACUCUUGAAUAAUUGUGUUUUUAUGAUCACUGUUUGAGAACUUUCCCAGUACAUUUCAUAACCUAAUCUGGAGACAUUAUCUAUAUAAUGCUCAAAGUAUUCUUCCAUUCUGCUAGUUUUGUGGGAUGCAUAAUUGUGCAUUUCAACUGUGGUUCCUUAUAGACAUGCUGAAUAUUAUUAGUCAGAUUACUGCAUCAGGAUGAGUUGCAUAAAAUCUUUUUUACACAUAACUCAUUGUGUCUUCAGUCAUGAUUUUGUAGGGCUUGCAUGUUCUCUGUCACUGUGAAACUGCAAACAAUAAAUAUUAUUGUAGAAAUA
Cryptotermes secundus is the source of this 3589-nucleotide messenger RNA. RefSeq lists its product as uncharacterized. Bases 50 to 1282 code for a protein of 410 amino acids. The transcript is spliced from 9 exons. Gene Ontology annotation, biological process: actin cytoskeleton organization. Lineage: Eukaryota; Metazoa; Arthropoda; Insecta; Blattodea; Kalotermitidae. The record is from RefSeq and is a predicted model, not a curated record. Gene Ontology annotation, cellular component: plasma membrane.